Plectropomus leopardus (leopard coralgrouper) is the source of this 3031-nucleotide messenger RNA. The record is from RefSeq and is a predicted model, not a curated record. NCBI's taxonomy places the organism in Eukaryota, Metazoa, Chordata, Actinopteri, Perciformes, Serranidae.
UCCGCCUCGGAGCAUCAGUGAGCGGGGGAGAGGAGGAUGCAUACAGCGGUGUGUAGCGGAUCUACCGGUCGUGUAAAACCAGGGCGAUAUGAGUGUGAUAUCUGACGCGAAUGUUUUUAUUGUUGGAUUUUAUUUUUCACCGAGUGAAUCUGGACGUGAAUCUGCAAUGGAGCGUCGAUCCAGCGCGUGAGAGCUGCUGACCGUCUGUGUAAUUGUGGGCUAAUAUUACAGACAAUAAGGAGGGGGAAUUAGCCAUUAGAUAUUUCAUUUUGUGUGUGUUGUUAUAAAAGAAGAGUGUUAUUAGGCACUGUAGCUGUUUUCCAUUAUGAUAUGAUCAAGAAGCCAUACUGAAUUUGUUAUUAAUGAUUUAAUGAAAAUAGAUGGUUACACUAUUCAAGCAGAGGGGAGGCUGAUUAAAGACACCAUAAAGCCUAAUUGGAUCUGGAUUUUAUAAAUCAUUUUCUUUGUAGUUUACAACAAGAAACAGAAACCAGUCAUGUCAAAAAACAAGAGCAGUGAGUCAGUGAAGGUGGUAGUUCGAUGCCGUCCCUUGAACCAGAAAGAGGAGUCCAAUGGGCCUGCAGGGGGCAUCGUGCAGAUGGACCUGCGGCUUGGACAGGUGAUCCUCCGGAACCCUCGAGCACCAGCCAGCGAGCCCCAGAAAACAUUCACAUUCGAUGCCGUUUAUGAUGCAAACUCCAAACAGCGAGACCUGUACGACGAGAGCGUGCGGCCGCUGAUAGAUUCAGUGCUCGCAGGGUUCAAUGGCACCAUAUUUGCAUACGGACAAACUGGAACUGGGAAAACAUACACCAUGCAGGGGGCAUGGUUGGACCCAGAGAAACGUGGUGUGAUCCCCAACGCCUUCGACCACAUCUUCACACAUAUCUCCCGCUCGCAGUCUGAUAAGCAGUACCUGGUGCGGGCGUCCUACCUCGAGAUCUAUCUGGAGGAGGUCAGGGAUCUCCUCGACCCCAACCAUGGCAGCGCCAGGGCCCUGGAGCUCAGGGAGAGUCCAGAGUCUGGUGUUUAUGUGCGUGACCUUACGUCGUGUGUCUGCAAGAGCAUCAAGGAGAUCGAGGAGGUGAUGAAUGUUGGCAAUCAGGCGAGGGCGGUCGGGGCAACAGACAUGAAUGAACACUCAUCUCGGUCACACGCUCUAUUUCUGAUCACAGUGGAGUGUAGCCAGCCCGGUCCAGAUGGGAGGAAACACAUUCGGGUCGGCCGUCUCAACCUGGUUGAUCUUGCUGGCAGCGAGCGCCAAGCCAAGACAGGCGUCCAGGGAGAGCGCCUGAAAGAGGCCGCCAAGAUCAACCUUUCCCUGUCAGCCUUGGGGAACGUGAUCUCAGCGCUGGCUGAUGGGCGAAGCGGGCAUGUUCCAUACCGGGACUCCAAGCUGACCCGGCUGUUGCAGGACUCUUUGGGCGGGAAUGCAAAAACUGUCAUGGUCGCUACCUUAGGCCCGGCCCCCCAGCACUACGAUGAGACCCUUACCACGCUACGCUACGCCAACCGGGCCAAGAACAUCCAGAACCAGCCCAGAGUCAACGAGGAUCCCAAGGACGCCCUGCUGCGCGAGUUCCAGAUGGAGAUUGCUCGCCUCAGAGCUCAGCUCAACCACAGGAAGUGGAGGAGCAAACAGAAGAAGGAGCAGCUGGAUGGCGAGGGCUGGGAGAGGGACGGAGAUGAGGAGACGGAGGGUGAGGAGGAUGAGGGGGCAGAAAAGGAGGCAGAGGAGUAUGUGAAGCUGGAGGAGCAGCGGUUGGAGAGGGAGAAACAGGACAUCAGAGAAGAUCAAUUCAUGUUGGCGGAGGAGAAGCAGAGGCUCCUGGGGGAGAAGGAGAGGAUGAUGGGAGAUCUGAGGAAGGAGCAAGAAGCCACCGAGCAACUGACCGCCAAGUACAAGGCGAUGGAGAGCAAGCUGCUGGUUGGUGGUAAGAACAUCAUCGAUCACACCAACGAGCAGCAGAAGAUGCUGGAGAUGAAGAGACAAGAGAUUGCCGAGCAGACGCGCAAUGAGCGGGAGAUACAGCAGCAGAUGUUGGUCCAGGACGAAGAGACUUUGGAGCUGAGAGAGACGUUCACCUCUCUGCAGCAGGAAGUAGAAGCCAAGACCAAGAAACUCAAGAAGUACCUCAAGCUGUAUGCCAAGCUUCAGUGCAUCAAAGCGGAGAUCCAGGACGUGAACGACGAGCACGUGAGGAGCCGACAGGAGCUGGAACAAACUCAGAACGAGCUCACCAGAGAGCUGAAGUUCAAAUAUCUGAUCAUAGAGAACUUCAUCCCUCCAGAGGAGAAGAAUAAGAUCAUGAACAGACUGACCUUUGACCCCGAGGAGGACCAGUGGAAGUUUCAGCCUCUUGUCCCUGCUGAAAGUAAAUCUUCACAGAUGAAGAAAAGGCCGGCAUCUGCAGUCGGAUAUAAACGACCAAUCAGCCAGUACGCCAGGGUUGCCAUAGCGAUGGGACCUCAUUCCAGAUACAGGGCUGAGAACAUCAUGUUUCUGGAGCUUGACAUGACCCCUCCAAACACCGCCUCACUGGAUCGAUCGGCAGAGGCGGAGCCGAACCAAAGCCACUCUGUGGACAACUCGCCCACCAAGGACAGAGGCGUCCGCAAGUCUCGAUCCUGGUGCCAGACCCCAAAAUCCAUCACUUCCUCUUCUUCCAAUGUUUCCUUGGCAGCAUGUCACACUGCCACACCCAUGACGGCGCAGUAAAGCUUUAGUGAAGAGGAUUUUUUUUUUUUUAAUUGUUAUUUAUUUUAUUCUUCCACUUCCUCUUUCUGUUUUGGCCAGUGAUCCUCUGAAAGACUUCUGCAGCUGGGACACAAACACCUCCACCUGUGCCGAAUCCUGACAGGUGAUAGACUACAUUUUAAAGAUGCUGAUGAGGAAGUGACAUACAGAACGGGAAACUAAAUGACCUGAUGAACCUCGGAAACACCUUUUCUUCCUGUUCUACAGCUGUAAAGACUCACCUGAACCCCUUUUUCUUUUGCAUGUUUGAACCACGGAUCAUCCUUUAAAGGG